AUGGCUUCAACUGCUAUACCGGGAGAAAUUUCAUUGAGAGUUGUUGUGGACAAAGAGCAAAACAGAGUGCUCUAUGCUGAAGCAGGGAAGGAUUUUGUGGAUAUUCUUUUAAGCUUCUUGACACUGCCACUGGGAACUAUUGCGAGACUUGUUAGUAAGGAUUCAACCACGAAGCCUUGUCGAUUCGGAUGCAUAAGCUCACUCUAUGAAAGUGUGGGGAAUCUGGACCCCAUGUAUUUGAAUUCAGAGACAUGCAAACAAAUGCUGCUUCAGCCAAGGAACUCAAUGGAAUGUUAUAAUCGAAACCUCAAACUCAACAUUGAUGACACUGAGCCAACCAAGUAUAACGUUUGUCGAGGUUGUCGUGCUGUAGAAGAUGGUUCUCUGGUGAGCACUUCCAAGGAUAUGAAAUGCAAAUGCGGGCAGGAUUUUACGCGCAUCUUUUUGGACCCUUGCAAAUCGCUCCUAUGCAGUCCUCUGUUAAGUGGAUCUGAUAAAAACACGAGUGGCGAUGCUGGGGAUAAUACAUGGGAAGGCUAUGUAAAGGAGACUGCAUCUUUUAUUAUUUCUGAUGAUCUAGCGGUAAUUCCUGCUGAUUUCAACACAACAUUGUGUCUGCUAAAGAAUCUUCGCUUUGAAGGUCCACCGGAGGAAUCCACUAUGGUUCUCAGUUCAAAUGAGAUUUUGGACCUACUCAAGUGCUUGUUGAUCUCCAAGACGGCACUCACAGAUACAUUGUUAAGGAAGGAGCACAGCCUCGUGCAUUCAGAAACCUCGUCCAAGAUAUUUGAUGAGAGACAAGGUAGAAAGAGCACUGGGACGAUGGAGAUAAAGCUAUUGAUGUCAAAAUCGAAGUCCAAGAUAUUUUUUGCUCAGGUUGAGGAAGAUUUCAUGGACCAGCUUCUUAGUUUCUUGACAUUCCCAGUAGGAGCAGUAGAAAGAGUUUUAGAAGGAAACUCUGGGGUGGUGUGUGUCGACAAAUUAUAUAACAGUUUGUUCAAUUUUGAUUCAACCGUAGACAUGAAGUCAGAGAAUCUAAAACACGUGUUUGCCAACCUCAUGAUAGCCCCAUAUUUUAAUGUCAAUAACCAGAUGUUACCUAUCGAUGAACUGAAGUAUCCGUCCGAGUUAGGUAUUUGUUUUAACAAGGAUGGUAGUGGUCGAUAUUAUUUGACUGCUGAUGCAAGUUUGUAUGUCCAUGUUUGA
Messenger RNA from Neltuma alba, 1206 nucleotides. RefSeq lists its product as uncharacterized. The record is from RefSeq and is a predicted model, not a curated record. The transcript has 3 exons. NCBI's taxonomy places the organism in Eukaryota, Viridiplantae, Streptophyta, Magnoliopsida, Fabales, Fabaceae. Bases 1 to 1206 code for a protein of 401 amino acids.